Messenger RNA from Sabethes cyaneus, 495 nucleotides. RefSeq names its product S-phase kinase-associated protein 1-like. Gene Ontology annotation, cellular component: cytoplasm; nucleus. Gene Ontology annotation, molecular function: cullin family protein binding. NCBI's taxonomy places the organism in Eukaryota, Metazoa, Arthropoda, Insecta, Diptera, Culicidae. The record is from RefSeq and is a predicted model, not a curated record. Gene Ontology annotation, biological process: SCF-dependent proteasomal ubiquitin-dependent protein catabolic process. Bases 1 to 495 code for a protein of 164 amino acids. The transcript has a single exon.
AUGGCCAGCAAUUCCAUCAAACUGCAAUCCUCGGACGGCAAGAUUUUCGAAACAACCGUCGACAUCGUCAAAUGUUCUGGAACUUUGAGAACCAUGAACCAUCUUGUUCUGGACCGUACGAAGGAAGAUCUCGUACCGCUGCAGAACGUAGCUGCAGCAACACUUGAGAAGGUACUGGAGUGGGCCACCUACCACAAGGACGACCCGGAACCGAUUGAAGAUGCGGAUAAAAACAGUGUGAAACGGUCGGACGAUAUCUGCCAGUGGGAUCAGGAUUUCUUCCGCGUCGACCAGGAUGCGCUGUUCGAGCUGGUUUUGGCCGCUAACUAUCUGGAUAUCAAGGCUCUUUUGGAUACUGGCUGUAAAAUGGUGGCCAAUAUGAUCAAAGGUAAAACACCGGAGGAGCUUCGGCAGAUAUUUAACGUUAAAAAUGAUUUUACGCCGGAAGAGGAGGAACAACUUCGCAGGGAGAAUGAAUGGUGUGAAGAGAUGUGA